GCGGCGUGCGGGACUUGGUUUCUCGCGGCUUUCCUUUCCCCAUGGCGGAGUUCGGAGAGGAGGACCUGGCCGUCGCGGCCGCCAAGAUUCUGCUCAGCCUCCGGAGCAGGAACCUCGUGCGGUGGCCGGAGUGGAUCGCCCGGCCGUACGACGGUCUCCAGCGGCCAGAGGAGGCCGAGCUGCCGCCGAUCCCGGAGGGAUGGCGGAAGCGGCCGCGGUCGCGGCUGCCUGCGCGGGCUGAAGGAACCGCGUGUCUGCCGUCGCUGAAGAGCCCCUCCGAGCGGCCGGGGCGCCCCGUUCUCGGCGGAUCCGGCGCGUGUUCCGGCGAGGAGGAGGAGGAGGAGGAGGAGGAGGAGAGGGCGUGGUCUGCCCCGAAGCCGAAGCGCCUGUCUUUCACCGCGCGGAGGCCGGAGGUACCGCCGCACUACUUCUCAGGCUCGGCAACCGGGUCCGGCCCUUCCACGAGCGGCGCCGACCGGGCGCGGUCGCGGCGACGGGCGCGCGUGAGCGAGAAGGCGACUGCCGCCAGCGUGGAGUCGAGCCCGGAGACGCCCUUCGACUUCGCCAACGCCGCCGGAUCGGGAGCGUCCUCGAGCGGUGACGAAGCAGCGCGGCCGACGGCGGCGCAGGGGUCGGGCGGAGGCGGAGGGCCGUCAAGCGGCACCGAGGGGCGCGGCUCGCCGACGAAGCGCUCGCGGACGGACCUCGCCGCCGGCGAAGCUGCGGCGACCGAGGCUAAAGCGGAGGAGCACAAGAUCAAGGAGGAUUACCGGGACGAGAAGGGCCACCUGCUGUUCGACCUCAACGAAGCUUGGGGUGGUAACUAA
Molecule: messenger RNA, 827 nt
Organism: Triticum dicoccoides
Lineage: Eukaryota; Viridiplantae; Streptophyta; Magnoliopsida; Poales; Poaceae
Product: protein SPT2 homolog
Exons: 2
Coding region: 42-827 (261 amino acids)
Source: RefSeq, a predicted model, not a curated record